Kogia breviceps (pygmy sperm whale) is the source of this 1275-nucleotide messenger RNA. RefSeq names its product ethanolamine kinase 2 (gene ETNK2). The record is from RefSeq and is a predicted model, not a curated record. Gene Ontology annotation, molecular function: ethanolamine kinase activity. Gene Ontology annotation, cellular component: cytoplasm. NCBI's taxonomy places the organism in Eukaryota, Metazoa, Chordata, Mammalia, Artiodactyla, Physeteridae. Gene Ontology annotation, biological process: phosphatidylethanolamine biosynthetic process.
AUGGCUGUGCCCCCUUCGGCUCCCCUGCCGUGCUCGCCCUUUUACCUGAGGAGGCAGGCGCCUUGCCCGCAGUGCUCAUGGGGCAUGGAGGAGAAGGCUGCGGCCGGCGCAGGCUGCCGGGAACCGCCGGGCCCCCCGAGGGCCGCCGCCGUCCCGUGCUUCGGCAUAUCCGUGGACCAGGACGACAUCCUCCCCGGCGCCCUGCGCCUCAUCCGGGAGCUGCGGCCGCUUUGGAAGCCCCAGCAAGUUCGGACCAAGCGCUUCACUGAUGGCAUUACCAACAAGCUGGUGGCCUGCUACGUGGAGGAGGACAUGCAGGACUGUGUGCUGGUCCGGGUGUACGGGGAGCGGACGGAGCUGCUGGUGGACCGGGAGAAUGAGGUCAGGAACUUCCAGCUGCUGCGAGCACAUGGCUGCGCCCCCAAACUCUACUGCACCUUCCAGAAUGGGCUGUGCUACGAGUACAUGAGGGGCAUGGCCCUGGGGCCAGAGCACAUCCGUGAGCCCCGGCUCUUCAGGCUAAUUGCCUUAGAAAUGGCAAAGAUUCACACCAUCCACGCCAAUGGCAGCCUGCCCAAGCCCAUCCUCUGGCACAAGAUGCACAAUUACUUCACCCUUGUGAAGAACGAGAUCAACCCCAGCCUUUCUGCAGACGUCCCUAAGGUCGAGGUGUUGGAACGGGAGCUGGCCUGGCUGAAGGAGCACCUGCCUCAGUUGGACUCCCCUGUGGUGUUUUGCCACAAUGACCUGCUCUGCAAGAACAUCAUCUACGACAGCACCAAAGGUCAUGUACGGUUCAUUGACUAUGAAUAUGCCGGCUAUAACUACCAAGCUUUUGACAUUGGCAACCAUUUCAAUGAGUUUGCAGGUGUGAAUGAGGUCGAUUACUGCCAGUACCCAGCGCGGGAGACCCAGCUGCAGUGGCUGCGCUACUACCUGCAGGCACAGAAGGGGAUGGCUGUGACCCCCAGGGAGGUGGAGAGGCUCUAUGUGCAAGUCAACAAGUUUGCCCUGGCGUCUCACUUCUUCUGGGCACUCUGGGCCCUCAUCCAGAGCCAGUUCUCCACCAUCGACUUUAAUUUCCUCAGGUAUGCAGUGAUCCGAUUCAACCAGUAUUUCAAGGUGAAGCCUCAAGUGUCGGCCUUGGAGAUGCCAAAGUGACCAGCUUUCCCAUCCCUCCCCUCCUAUCUGCCUGGCCAGACCUGGGCUCCAGGGCUCCAUUCUGCUCUGGGCUCUUCACCUUUGGACAAGGUGGGCGAGGGGACAGGUGGGUGU